CAAACCUGUAGUAGUAUAAAACUAUAAUCAUUCCCCAUCCUUUCCUAUAACACAAAAAUAAGUUUUCAAUCAAAUAUAAUUACAAUUUAGAGCUCAAAUUCCCAAUAAUGGCGUCAAAAGGAAUAGUACUUGGUACAAUUCAAUUGGUACUAGCCAUGGUCUUCAUACGGGCCACGGCUCAGUCAGGGUGCAGCAGUGUGCUGAUAGGCAUGGCCUCGUGCCUCAAUUAUGUGUCGGGUGAGGCCACCUCACCCUCCCCCUCAUGCUGCUCGACUCUUGCUAAUGUGGUUCGGAGUCAGCCCAGGUGCCUAUGCAUCAUAGUCAACGCUGAUGGUGGGGCCACAAUAGGGGUCAGCAUUAACAAGACACUUGCACUUGAGUUGCCCACUGUGUGCUACGUGGAAACCCCACCAGUUAGCCGCUGCAUUAAUGCUGUUAAUGGCCCUGCAAUUUCUCCAGAAACUUCACCUCCAGAAUCUGCUCUUGAAUUUCCUGGUUCUCCAAUUAGCCCAUCAGUUACAGGAUCAAAGACAGGGCCUUCAAAUGGCGCAACCUCAAAUGGAAGUAUGACCAAUGGCCACCUUCUACAGCUUGUUACUGCCAAUAUCUUUGUCCUUAUUGCAGCUCCAUAUGCCUUAACAGCUUUGGACAAAAUCUUCUGAAAUUAAGUGGUAAAUUAAUUAUGUCUGUGUAGGCAGUGUGUUAAUGGGUUAAUACCCCUUUUGGUAAAAACUUAUUAUUAUACGUAUUGUAUCCUGUGAAACUAAAUUACACGCCCGGAUGGAUUUUAUGUAUGUGUUUAUUUAAAGGAAGCGCUGCUCUAAGUUGAAGAAGUUUGUACAAUGUUUUUAACGUU
Molecule: messenger RNA, 856 nt
Organism: Striga asiatica
Lineage: Eukaryota; Viridiplantae; Streptophyta; Magnoliopsida; Lamiales; Orobanchaceae
Source: the annotation of a GenBank genome assembly